GCGCUCGGCGAGUCGUGGAACCACUGGGCGGUCAUCCCUGCCGAGCUCUUCAUCUCCUUCUUCCUGUUUGGCAUCGAGGAGGAGCCCUUCUCGGUGCUGCCCCUCGAGGCGUUUUGCAACGGCGCCAUCGCCGCGACGUCGCAGGAGCUGCGUUCCCGGUCGGGUGACACGGCGUCAGAGUGA
Molecule: messenger RNA, 183 nt
Organism: Emiliania huxleyi CCMP1516
Lineage: Eukaryota; Haptophyta; Isochrysidales; Noelaerhabdaceae
Exons: 2
Source: RefSeq, a predicted model, not a curated record